AUGGUAUCCUUUGACGUCGUCUCUCUAUUCACCUCCAUCCCAAAAGAAUUGGUCAUGAAAGUCAUCAAUGACCUACUGGAGAGAAAGUACGACGAAGAGGGGAAACCGUUUAAGCGUAAGCACGUGAUGGAACUAUUGGACUACUGCCUACGCACGUACUUCACUUUUAGUGGUCAAAUUUACGAGCAAAUCCAGGGAACCCCAACGGGGUCUCCGAUUUCCGGCUAUCUGGCUAAGGCGGUCAUGCAGGAACUGGAAGCUCGAGUCUUUCAGUCAUACAAGCCGAAGUUCUGGAUGCGCUACGUGGACGACACCUUUGUCAUCUUACACCGGGACGCGAAAGACAACUUUAAAAGGCGACUGAACUCGGUCUUCCCACAAAUUCAAUUAACCAUGGAGGAAGAAAAAGACGGAGUGCUUCCUUUCCUCGACGUUCAGGUAACGAGGCAAGAAGACGGAACGCUCCAGACUGGUGUCUUUCGAAAAGCGACAAACACGGAGAUAAUUCUCCACUACAACAGUAACCAUCCCCUGUCGCAUAAACGCAGCUGCGUCCGGACGCUUUUUCGCCGCAUCAACACACACUGCAGCACAGAAGCCGAGAAGCUGCGGGAGCGUGAAACUUUAUGGCACCUCUUCCUGGCCAAUGGAUAUCCGCGCAGUUUCGUAAACAAAUGA
This is a messenger RNA of Spirometra erinaceieuropaei, 678 nucleotides long. The record is from the annotation of a GenBank genome assembly. Lineage: Eukaryota; Metazoa; Platyhelminthes; Cestoda; Diphyllobothriidea; Diphyllobothriidae.